CGACGCCGGGCCCUCCCCAAGGACAGCUGCCCGCCGGCUCCAGGCACCUCAUUCGUGAGCUGUGCUGCCCGCAGCUGCUCGCCGUGCGCUGUGCCCGAGAGCAGCCCCAGCAGCAGACCAGCUCAGCCUCUUCGCGCUUGUCCUCCAAGGCUCUCAGAGGUUUGGAGGCACGUGCCUGCCAGCAUGGACGGAGCCUGGGUGGGGACGUGGAGACCUCAUCGCCCACGUGGCCUCAUCUCGGCCCAGUUCCCCAGCCCCGGGCCCCAGUACUCCAUCCCGGGGACAACAGGUUUCGUGGGCCACAGCCCCACCAAAGCCCGUGCCCCCGCAUACACGUUUCGCGGGACCAAACCGCCUGCGGCCGAGAGCUGCGGGCCAGGUCCCUGCUACUUUGUGGAGCCCGCCAUCACCAAGAACGGGAAGUACGUGGCUCCGGGCGCCCACCUUUGCGGACGACCCAUGACGGAGACCACCGUCACCC
Phasianus colchicus (ring-necked pheasant) is the source of this 481-nucleotide messenger RNA. Lineage: Eukaryota; Metazoa; Chordata; Aves; Galliformes; Phasianidae. The record is from RefSeq and is a predicted model, not a curated record.